Lymnaea stagnalis (great pond snail) is the source of this 1566-nucleotide messenger RNA. NCBI's taxonomy places the organism in Eukaryota, Metazoa, Mollusca, Gastropoda, Lymnaeidae. The record is from the annotation of a GenBank genome assembly.
AUGGCCAAUGUGUCACCAAGAAAAGUGGUUAGAGCCAAGCGUGUGGUGACACCAAAUGCACGACCAGAGAGCCCCUUUUUAAAAUCUGUGACAUUUAAUGAUGACAUUGUUGAAACUUCCAUUGGGGGGACACAGAGAGUAGGGAAAAUCAAAAAAGAUGUACUGCUUCACUUUGAUACGCCAGUUAGAAUAAAUGGAUCACGAAAUGGUGGGACCGCUGUUACGCCUGCCAGCAAUGGAAGGUCGUCGGGGCCCGGCAAAGAGAAUAUGGACAACGGAGUAGAUAAAUCAACAGAUGCAAGCAAAGAAAUAUCUACUAAAAGCGCUUUAGCAACUAAUCUGAACAACAAUGCCACAACUCCAAGGAGCAGCAAUCAGAUGACCAGGUCAGCCAAUUCUCAGCAGGAAGUUGCUGAAGUGAAGCCUGCGAGCAAGGUGGAAACUUCUUUAAAUGAUCAGGAGGUGAUAAGUAAAAGAGAUGUGUCUGCCAAAGUCACUGUUAGAACAAGCAACGGGCAAAAAGCUCCACAAUCUAACUCAGGUGUGGGUAGGCAAGAUGAAAGUAGCAGCAAUGAAGGUAGCUUUAUUAAACCUGAUACACCUUCAUAUUUAGACAGCCGAAGGACCACGAUGGAACAAAUUCAAAGUGUUGCUCUCAGUCCUUUUCACACGCCACAUGGCAAGAAUGCACGCAGGCAUACAUUGGAGAGUAAGCUCUUCGCCACGCCUGACUGCUACCGUGAUGUCAAUUUUGGGACACCCAGGCUUUGGAACACAGUUGCUCAUGAUGAAUCGACGGAUGUCAUUGAAGAUGGAGAGGACAGCUGCAGUAUUAUGGUUGCUGUAAGGGUGCGGCCAUUUUGUCAAAGGUGAUUUCAAAGAGCUAUCUCUUAACUCAAUAGUUUAUUAAAAUAGAGUUCUGAUUUUAUUAUUAUAUUCAAGGGUUUAGGUUUUUCAACUACCAAAGAUGAAUUUCAGCUAUGAAUUUAUUAGUAAGUGAAGCAUCUGCUUGCUGCAUUCGUAAUAUGUAAUGAGAAAAAUGUUGAACAUUUUAUAAAUAUUUUACUUCAUAGGCUGUCCAUGUAAUUUUUAUUUGACUCAGGAAGUAUCUGAACAAAAUUAUUAUUUCCAAACUUAACAGGCGUGGAACACUUGAUUAUUUUGUUGGCUCAAAAGCACACAUGACAAUAUUAUGAAAUCAAUCCUUAUAAUUACAAUUAUAGUGAUUAUGCUUACAAAGUAGACUUGUUGAGUAUUUAGUUUCAUUGUUUUUUUUCUUACUUCAGAGAGUUAGAUGACCCAAACGUCAGAUGCGCUGUCUCAAUGGCUGGCAACGAAACAACCAUGACAUCUGACAAUGGGAAUGUGCACAGAUUUGUCUACGAUUUCUCCUUCUGGUCACAUGACAGAGGGUCAUCAUCCGAGUUCUGUGACCAGGAAAUGGUAUACACAAGGCUUGCGCAGCCACUCUUGGGGAAAGCAUUUGAAGGCUACAACACUUGUCUCUUUGCCUAUGGCCAAACAGGAAGUGGGAAAAGUUACAGGUAUGCAAAUUUCACAUGGUGA